GCAGAAGACGUUCUUCGUAUGCUCUACAAUCACAAUCACAAUCACAACCACCACCACCACAGCAGCAGCAGCAGCAGCAGCAGCAGUAUAACCCUGUCAUGUACGGUUCCUCUUUCAAUUCAAACUCUACAGCAAGAUUAUCUACUUCGAGAUCAUCUUCUCAGGAAAGUGCUUCUCAAGAUGGGUUGUAUGGCUAUAAUAGUGACUAUAGUGAACCUGUUCCUCCAACAAGCGCUUCCCACCGAUCCCAUCAACAUCCACGCCAUUCCCAACAACAGCAACAACACGAACAGCCACCGCAUUCUAUGAGUAGCAGCCAUUUGAAUGGGAUGCAUCCUCAAACUAUCUCAACAACAUCGACUUCUACUUUCAUGAACAAUGAUAAUAACGACGAUUACAAUGUCAAUUUGGAUUUGGUAAAAGAUGUGCCUGCCUGGCUCAGAAGUAUGCGUUUACAUAAAUACAAUCCCAUUUUUGAAAAAAUGCGUUGGCAAGAUAUUAUCCAACUGGAUGAUGAGGCGUUAAAGACCAAAGGCGUAGCUGCUCUUGGUGCCCGACGUAAAAUGUUGAAAGUGUUUGAUCAAGUAAAGGAAUAUUGUCAGCAAAAUAAUAUUGAGUACAGUACUUGAGACCCACUAUUUAAAAGGCAACUGAAAGACAUCCACCCAUUGUUUGACUUUUUCAUACGAUGUUGGACUAUGCCAUUGAUUGUUGAGUCUGCUCUUCGUUAACGCUUACUCUACUAUCACUAUUGUUUACAAAACUCGCAAAUGAAAAAAUUAUGCUUUGCACAUCGAGGAAGCAAGUUUGCAAAUUUUUGCAGAAUUUGUUAUACUUGUACGAGAAAUAAAUGUUUAUUUGCUGUCGUCGGUUUGAAUUAUGAC
Messenger RNA from Mycotypha africana, 884 nucleotides. RefSeq lists its product as uncharacterized. The record is from RefSeq and is a predicted model, not a curated record. The transcript has 2 exons. The coding region runs from base 99 to 629 and encodes 176 amino acids. Gene Ontology annotation, biological process: nuclear-transcribed mRNA poly(A) tail shortening. NCBI's taxonomy places the organism in Eukaryota, Fungi, Mucoromycota, Mucoromycetes, Mucorales, Mycotyphaceae. Gene Ontology annotation, cellular component: P-body. Gene Ontology annotation, molecular function: mRNA binding; protein binding; translation repressor activity.